CUAUGGCACCUGGUGGCCCAACUCCAGUGCCAGCCACCUCCUGAGGGAGAACUACACCUUCCUGGCAUACUACCAGCAUUCCUCCCCUGUGGCCCUCAUGUUCAUCCUGGCCUACACCUUCAUCUUCCUCAUGUGCGUGAUCGGCAACGUCCUGGUGUGCUUUGUCGUGGUGAAGAACCGCCAGAUGCGCACGGUCACCAACAUGUUCCUCCUCAACCUGGCCAUCAGCGACCUGCUGGUGGGCAUCUUCUGCAUGCCCACCACCCUGGUGGACAACCUCAUCACAGGUUGGCCCUUUGACAACACCAUGUGCAAAAUGAGCGGCCUGGUGCAGGGCAUGUCCGUCUCUGCCUCCGUUUUCACGCUGGUCGCCAUCGCUGUGGAGAGGUUUCGCUGCAUUGUCCACCCCUUCCGGCAGAAGCUGACGCUGAGGAAAGCCCUGCUGACCAUCGCCAUCAUCUGGGUGCUGGCCCUGCUCAUCAUGUGCCCUGCUGCCGUCACCCUGACUGUCACCAGGGAGGAGCACCACUUCAUGGUGGACACCUACAACAACUCCUACCCUCUCUACUCCUGUUGGGAGGCCUGGCCCGAGACGGAGAUGAGGAGGAUCUACACCAUCGUCCUCUUCUCCCACAUCUACGUGGCUCCCCUCGUCCUCAUUGUCAUCAUGUACGCCCGCAUCGCCUUCAAGCUCUUCAAGUCGGUGGCGCCUGCCCACGGCGGAGAGGAGCCGGAGGGCAGGAGGAUCUCCCGGAGGAAGGCCAAGGUCAUCAAUAUGCUCAUCAUUGUUGCCCUCUUCUUCACCAUCUCCUGGCUGCCCCUCUGGACACUGAUGCUGCUGACUGACUACGGGCGGCUGAGCGAGGGCCAGCUCCGCCUGCUCGCCGUCUACAUCUACCCAUUCGCCCACUGGUUGGCCUUCUUCAACAGCAGUGCCAACCCCAUCAUCUACGGCUACUUCAAUGAGAACUUCCGGCGGGGCUUCCAGGAGGUCUUCAGGGCCCCCCUCUGCUCGCUCCGCUGCCAGCGCAGGCCCUACGCCCCCCGGAGCCACGGCCGCGGGACCCUCUUUGGCACCCGCAACCGCAUCUUCACCCAGGCGCGAAACAGCGACUCGCCGGCCAUGUCCGAGUCGGGGCCGCUGGCCCCGCGCCGCGCUGGCGUCCCAGCGUGGGACAGCUAAGGAGCCAUGGUCACCAAA
Pseudopodoces humilis (Tibetan ground-tit) is the source of this 1201-nucleotide messenger RNA. It is a transcript of the gene NPFFR1, whose product is annotated as neuropeptide FF receptor 1. The record is from RefSeq and is a predicted model, not a curated record. Gene Ontology annotation, biological process: G protein-coupled receptor signaling pathway; cellular response to hormone stimulus. Gene Ontology annotation, molecular function: neuropeptide receptor activity; peptide binding. Gene Ontology annotation, cellular component: plasma membrane. NCBI's taxonomy places the organism in Eukaryota, Metazoa, Chordata, Aves, Passeriformes, Paridae.